CAAAGGCAAACGAUGGUCCAAAAGAAAUGUCUAAGGAGAGAGAUCCUGAACCUUUAACUUCUAAAAAACAAAUUGAAAACGAUCAGCAGGAAGUUCUUUCUGGAGCGGCUCUUCUUUCUGGACUUGCGGCAAAUCCUUUUGCUGAAGAAAGUCAAAGACAAGCUGAUGUCUUUAUUACACAUAUAGAGGAUAUUGAUGUGAUAGUUGGAGACGACAGGCGUUUACAUUUCAAUGAAAUCGACGAACAUGUUGAUGAACCUCGACAGGAUGAUGUUCCAUCGGUUUCUGGUGUAGAUUCAAUCAGAACUUUCCGGUCAAAUGAGAUGGGGUACGAGUCUACCCCACAUGUGAUACUUCCUGAUGUUGUGCGGGAUAAAUUGAAGGAAAACCAGGACGCCGCUGUUGAGACCUAUGGGGAUUUAUCUGGCUUCUCCGAAGUGGAGAAAGCUAAAAUAUGUUUAACACAAGCUGUUGCAAGAGCGUCUGAAAUUUUGUUCAGAGUACCAGACCCCAUUACAGAGAACUUCAAAUUGUUGUUGCAGGUUGUUCAAAAUCAUGUGAUUACUGCUGGUUUAAAUGACGAGUUGAAGAGAACUGCUGACACAGCAGAGCAUCAGAUUCGGAUAGCAAAGGCUGCGCAGAAGCGAGCUGAAGAUGCUGCUUCAGACAGCAAAUUUCAAAUGGAAGAUAUGAUAGAAAAAUUCCACACAUUCUUACGCGAAAUGGAACAUUCAAUCACUCCUUAUGUUGAACAAGGUCAGGAUUUGACUUGCUCUGAUGAAGUUGUGGACAUUCCAUCGUUUAAAGUUCGUAUUCAGAAGAAAAUGGAUCAGGCAAUAACUUCUAGAGAUCAGAUGAUCAAGGAUCUUGAUGAGCAGAAUUCUCUUUUCAGGAUAGAAGCCGGAAAGAGGCAGACUGGACUUGAGACCGAAAUUAAGCGUCUGAAGGAGUUAGUUUCAUCUACAGAAAUAAGUUUAUCAGAAGCUCAAAAACAAAUUACUUUGAUCAAAGAACAAAAUGAUCUGAAACGGUCUGAAUUUGAGACAGAGAUCAAUAACCUGAAGCACACAAUCUCUUCUGAUAACUUACGAUUGAUGGAGGUUCAAAAACAACUUCAAACUGAGAAAGAUCAUUUGGAAAAUGCCAGAGAAUUGCUGAAAACUCGCAUCUAUACACAGGAACAAUACAAUGAGGGUUACGAGAAUGGUUACAAAGUUGCUCGUCGCCUUGCGAUUCAUCUUGAACCAAAUAUUAAUUGGGAAUUGGCAGAGGAAUGGUCUAUGGACCUUAAUCAUCCAAAUAUGCAGCGUCCUCAUGCUAAUGAACUUGCUUUACUUGCUCGGCUAUCUGAAAAGGAUGAUUUUGAGGAAGAUGAUGACGAUGAGGUAGAGAAAAUUAAGCCUCAGAUUCAAGAUGUUAGGACUGCUGCGUCCUCUGUUGCUGACACUAAAAAGGUUCCUGAUGCUAAUAUAGUUGAUGCUGGUGCAUAGGAAAUCGGGCAGUCGUCUGCAGAAUCUUGCGGUUCUACAAGUGUUUGAUUGUACAACGCUGUUUCUGCUCUUUUGCCUUUUUUCCAGCUUGCCAAUUGUACAAAUUACUCUGUUUAAAUUACACCUGAGUUUGUACUAAAUUCGGCAGCUGUGUAUCCGCGUGUAGGCGGCUGCCGAUUUAGGUUUCUCUUUGUUCUUUUCUUAUCCAGACUAUAUCUUUUUUGUUGCUACAAUUAUCUCUAAAACCGUUUCCAGGUUUAGGGAUUAUGUUUAAAUAAAUUAACCUGCUAUGUUGACUUUAUAUUUAGUUUUCGUGCUAUUGUUUUAUUUUAUGUUUCUUUGUUCUUUUGUUGUGAUUUAUCUGCUAUGUUAACAUAGCAAUAACUACGGUUGCAUGUAGAACUAUU
Molecule: messenger RNA, 1897 nt
Organism: Chenopodium quinoa (quinoa)
Lineage: Eukaryota; Viridiplantae; Streptophyta; Magnoliopsida; Caryophyllales; Amaranthaceae
Exons: 2
Coding region: 27-1490 (487 amino acids)
Source: RefSeq, a predicted model, not a curated record